CAAACACAUGGGGGUCUCCGCGGGUGAAAAACCUAGGUGAGCCACGCAACGGCUUGCCCAUUGGAUCCCCCGAUACGGAGACUCUCCGGCGAAGCGACCGUCAUAGCCGCCGCGGCCGCCGCCGCCGCUUCCUCCGCGCUGUGGCGAUAUAAACCCUAGCAAACAAAUCUAUAUAGAGCGGGAACGCCCAUCCCCACACUCUCACGGAUUCAUUAUCGCAAUAUGGUUGCACCACUUUUAGCAGGAAUUGCAGUAGCUGCUGCUGCUUAUGCUGGUAAAUAUGGAAUCCAAGCCUGGCAGGCAUACAAGGCACGGCCAAUUGUUCCUCGGAUGCGAAAAUUUUAUGAAGGUGGCUUCCAGCCUACCAUGACUAGAAGAGAAGCUGCUCAAAUUCUUGGAAUUAGGGAAAGCACCCCUCCAGAUAAGAUCAAAGAUGCGCACAGAAAGGUUAUGGUUGCCAACCAUCCAGAUGCAGGAGGAAGCCAUUACCUUGCCUCAAAAAUCAAUGAGGCAAAAGAUGUGUUGCUGGGGAAGACCAAAGGCGGAGGAUCUGCAUUUUGAUGUUCCCCUUCUCCUAUUAAGAUUCCUGGUGCUGCCUCCUAGUUAAAUCAGAAAAUUGUAUUAAUUAGAGAAAAGGUGCAGAGCUUGAUUUUUUAUUACAUCAUAUCUUACACUUACCUAGACCAUUUUUGAUCUUCUCGGCUAGCCUAAACUUCAAAUAAGUUGGCGCCUUUAAAGUACUGUGAAGAAUUUUGUUGUGCAUUUCGCUAAGAGUACCUGCAAAUGUAUUACCAUUAAUUUGGAGGACUUGUAAACACUGAUCAUCGGAUGUUCUCAAAUUUUGUUAUGCAUUGUGGCUAUCAGAUACUGGAAUUGUUUGAUUUUGA
Messenger RNA from Phoenix dactylifera (date palm), 887 nucleotides. Its product is annotated as mitochondrial import inner membrane translocase subunit TIM14-2-like. Gene Ontology annotation, cellular component: PAM complex, Tim23 associated import motor. Gene Ontology annotation, biological process: protein import into mitochondrial matrix. NCBI's taxonomy places the organism in Eukaryota, Viridiplantae, Streptophyta, Magnoliopsida, Arecales, Arecaceae. Gene Ontology annotation, molecular function: ATPase activator activity. The record is from RefSeq and is a predicted model, not a curated record.